GGAGCAAGAGAUUCCUUGAUACCGCCCCGACAAACUCCUGGAAUAUGUCUGUCCGUGUGAACCAAGGCGACGCCAAUUCAACCAGCGACGCCCCGGACUUUCGCAUCGUCACUACGCUAAAACACACGCUGUUCAACGCCGAAGACGCGGAGUCAGACUCGGCGACAGACGCUGGAAUAGGGCGGUGGAAAGACCUCAGCAAGAAGCUCUUCGCCCUGCAUACGCGGCGACUGCGCGAGGCGGCCGAAGCGUUCGGCUGGGUGGAUGUCGUGAAGAGGCUCUCGGUUCCUGCCACCGGCGCUCAAGCGAGCGAGCCAGAAGAUGAAGAGCGGCUCUCACCACAGACCGAACCCUUCAAUCUGGAACGCUUCGUCGAGGAUGCCGCCGUCGCCACAUCCCAAGGUGGCUCUUCCCCGGGCCCUGGGAGAGGGUUCCUACGAGACCUCCGCGUCCGCGUCCUGAUGUCCCGCGACGGGCAGCUGGCCGUGGAAUGCACGGUGAUGGGCGCGGACCGACCUCUUUCGACGCUCACUCGCGCCGUCGACAUGUACACGUCGUGCCCCUUCGCGGCGACCGUGCCGGGAGAAGGAGAACAGCGAGGGGCAGCCACACCCCCAUGCCACGUCACGGUCGACGCCCAACCCACCCGGACGUCGCUGUUCACGCGGCACAAGACCACCCAUCGCGCGCCCUAUGACGAUGCCCGCGCGCGCGCGGGGUCGCCGCCGCUCCUCCCGACCACGCCGCCCACGGCCAGGGAAGUCCUCCUCUCCAACGCCGCGGGACAGGUCACCGAGGCGUCCCUCUCGGCGGUGUAUUUCCUGCGCGGUGGCGCGUGGCUGACUCCGCGCUCCGACUGCGGGGGCUUGCGGUCCGUGACCCGACUCUACGCGCUCGAGGCGGGCUGGUGCGACGAGGGGAUCGUGCCGGUCCACGAGGUCGCGGAGGGGGAAGUGGUGUGGUUGAGCAAUGCGGUUAGAGGCUUCUUCCCCGGCGUGGUGAAGCUGCAUGGCCAGAAUGGACGGGAAAACAGCACCUGAGGUUUCACUAUGGGACGGAAAAGACAAUGGGGGGUUGGCUCUCUUCCUCUAGUCGCUGUGUAUGAGUACAGCCUAUGGAUAAAUCCCCAGGCUCAUAUUCUAGUUCAUAAUCAUCAUUCUUUUUCAA
This is a messenger RNA of Cladophialophora immunda, 1167 nucleotides long. RefSeq lists its product as uncharacterized. Bases 45 to 1040 code for a protein of 331 amino acids. The transcript has a single exon. Gene Ontology annotation, molecular function: catalytic activity. Lineage: Eukaryota; Fungi; Ascomycota; Eurotiomycetes; Chaetothyriales; Herpotrichiellaceae. The record is from RefSeq and is a predicted model, not a curated record.